CUCCCUCUUCCACAGCCGCACCUGACUUCAAGACGCUGCCACCGAACAAUGACACAUAUUGCACAUCUUCCAGUCGAGCUUCUGCUAUUGAUUUUCAAUAAUCUCUAUGAUCUAGAUGAUUUAAUAAGCUUUUCGAGAACAUGCACGAUAGUGCAAAACCUUUAUAGUCGGCACAAACCGAAACUUCUCUGGUCCAUAAUUCGAAACUCUGAUCAUCACAAGUACGAUGCUGCACUUUGCCGCUUGCAUGACUUGAUGCAUGGCACAGAGUGUGAUACUACACUGAAACCUCCAAUUGACCAACUUCCGAUACCACAUUGGAUGUUGGAGGAUUAUUCCAGUUUCAGGUUCGAUGGGCGGCAACAAGCCAUUGACGAGGAACGAGCAGAACAACAUCUUCAGCUAAUACUCACCUGGUGGCAACAAACAAGUCAGAUACUAUCUUGCUAUCUAAAUAAUAUCGAUAUGUAUCGCUCCACAGUGGCUUUUAUCGACGACGGAUCUCUUUCGUUGGAGCAAUCGCAGAAGUAUGCCAUGGCAUUGCAUCUCGAUCAGUGCUUCGCGGUUACCGGCAUAAUAUCGUCCUCUUCAAAUCCUGUUCGGUGCUGUAGCAUCCCGUCAAAGGCAAGACUGUAUCGAGCGGUCAUGGGCCGCUUUCUUGAUACCAAAGCGGCUCAAUUUGCUAAAUUCUGCGCUGUACCGAAGACCUCCGAAGAGCUAUUCGAUAAUGUCAAUGAGAGGUGGUCUUAUAACCCGAAUCGCACUCUGGAAGAGUCAUUGGAGGUCAUGGAGGCAUUCGAUAUUAUAUCAAACUUCAUGCUUCUCCAUAUCCUCGGUAAGCCGGACACCAUUGCGGCUUGGCUAGUCAACCUCGAUCAGAUGGGUUUCCCUGAGGAGGCAGAAAAUUUCAGACCAGACCCCCAUGGCUCAAUCCUGUGGAAUUGGAAAUAUAUUCUGAACUAUCUCCAGCCAUAUUUGACGCCAUUCGACAUUCUUUCAUUAUUUUCUACUAAGGAUGAAAUCAGCAAGGACACGCUGCUAUACCUUGCUACGCUACUCGAGCCCUCUACCGGCGAGCCUCCUGGAAUGGGCAGCGUUGAAUGUGAUCUAUCCCGUAAAUUGAAAGACGAAUUCCAGGUUGACAGUCAUCGCUGGGAAUCAUAUCGCCGCCACGCCUGGAGCAGCGCGCUCAGAGGCAGAUUGUUUUGUGAGGAUGUUAGUGUUGCGGAAAUUGCAAACAGCAUUGUGCAAACCAGGGACCAUAAGUGUGACUGGUGGCAAUUUUUGGUCCCAGGUGGGGAAGGGGCGGAUUUUCGAAUUCCAGUUCAGCGCCUAUACCUGACGGAUGAUCAGACGCGUUCGGAAAACAUUGAAGACGACGACUGUAUAGAACUAUAUACGAUUUCUGCAGAGGGCCUGUGUCAGAAACCUAAUCAAGUCGCAUGACGUAGCGGAAUGUGAAAUGAGUUGUGGAACUACGUCCGAGUAUGAUUUGAUCUUGGAAGCCGCAGGAACUAAGAUGGGGUACUUGACUUUAGGCCAGAUUUUUAACCUUCUUAUAAAAAGUAAGCCAGACUACGUCUUCUUGAAUGAUUGACGAACCUAUUCCACAAUUGUCUUCCAGAAAAUAGUUUCGGCCCAGCGUCUUCCCUUCGGAUACCCUUCAACCCCUCGAGAUUUCCCCUUGAACAGUCUACCAAGAGUAGGCAGAAUGGGAGAUAAAAAAAGAUAUAUCAGAACGAAUCCGCCCCGCAACCCUGGGCGCGACGAAGCAAAGCACCCAGUGAUACAGCUCAUGUUAUCAGCCAGUGUGUGUUAGAUAGAGGGUUCGACGAU
Aspergillus calidoustus is the source of this 1836-nucleotide messenger RNA. Lineage: Eukaryota; Fungi; Ascomycota; Eurotiomycetes; Eurotiales; Aspergillaceae. The record is from the annotation of a GenBank genome assembly.